Messenger RNA from Anopheles stephensi (Asian malaria mosquito), 1604 nucleotides. RefSeq names its product G-patch domain and KOW motifs-containing protein. Gene Ontology annotation, cellular component: spliceosomal complex. Gene Ontology annotation, biological process: mRNA splicing, via spliceosome. Lineage: Eukaryota; Metazoa; Arthropoda; Insecta; Diptera; Culicidae. The coding region runs from base 191 to 1435 and encodes 414 amino acids. The transcript has 4 exons. The record is from RefSeq and is a predicted model, not a curated record.
UCCGCUCACAACCCCAUAGUGCAAGCUGUCAAAACGCUAAUGACAGUUCGUCGGCUUGUUUACAUUGUGUUUACAAGCGGAAAAUGUGCGAUAUUUAACCGAUAAUUCUCAAUUAUAUUGCGGAUUAUUUGCCUUACUAAUAGUGAGCCCGUUUAUGGUAAGCCUGUCGUCCAGCUAGUGCACUUACACAAUGGGAAGUACCGAGCCGAAAAUCUCCUUCGAGGUUAAAAUGAAAGCCAAACCCCUACUUGGCAUCAGUCCGGCAUCAAGCGUCACACUGAAAUCGAAGGAAACGAAGGAACGGAUCGAAUUUCUGGAAGGCAAUCAAAUUAAAACGGCUGGUAAACAGGAGGAAGAGAAACCGAAACUGUUAAUAAUUCCGCCACUAAAAAACGAACGAUCGACCGACCGUUCGGCAAAGAUAGCGAUUAUCCAGCAGCUCAAACAACAGCGCUUGGACAGCGACGGCGGCCCUAAAGAUGGCAUUGAAACUCUCGAACAAAGAGCGGCACGGGAGAUUGUGGCAGAGACUGCGGAAGCCAUAGUGAAGAAAGAGGAUACGUCCGGUUUUGUUGUGCCGCUGAAACCGGAAGAGCUUCCACUGGAGGGUGCCCGUGAAAGCACCUUGGACGAUUACGAAUCCGUGCCGAUCGAACAGUUCGGCCAGGGGAUGCUGCGCGGAAUGGGGUGGAACGGUGAUGUGAAAAAAGAAGACACCGAAAAGAUCGCGCUCGGUCCUAUGCCCCGCCCCAAAGGGCUCGGGCUUGGUGCGGAUCGAUCGGUCAAGGCUGGUGCCGGCCCGGCUGCGGUACAGUCGGCGCAGGGUGAAAAUCUUGUGAUGAAGUGCGGCGCACCGGUGAAAAUAGUUUCCGGCAGACACAAGGGAAAAUACGCAACGGUGAAAAGCUUCGAUGAGGACACCGGCCGCGUGAUUGUGGAACUAUCCAUCGGAAGAGUGCUGGAAUCGUUGACCGAGUGCUCGGUGCAGCUAGUAACGGUCGCGGAGUUUGGCAAAAAUUCUAACGUUAUAAAUACGGCUAAGUACGAACAAUUUAAGGACCGUGAAUCGACGACGAUGGCGGCCGGCGGUUCGUCCAAGGAAUCAUCCCGCAAGGAGGAGAAACCCCUUUCCAAGCACAGUUCCUAUCGCGAUCGCGCCAGCACAGAUAGCAGCAGCGAGGACGAACGUGAGCGGCACCGGAGACGGCACAAGAAAUCAUCCUCACCGUACAUACGCACCUCGUCCGGCACGAAGAAAAAGUCCCACAAGUACAAGCAGCGGCGUGAGCAUCGGGACGAACGGCGUGGAUCUUCGAGGGAUCGGCGCCGAAACCGUAGCCCACGGGCGUCGGACUCCGAGUCGGACGAUAAGUUUCACAAGAAGAAGACGAAGAAGAAGAAGAGACCGCGAAGUCGUUCGCGCAGUCGACAGUGAUCGUAAGUGCGAUUCAUUUGUGGGAUUGGGGACUACUUGACAGACCAUCCAUAGGGGGUGAGGGACAUGGCAUGGGACAUUUAAAUGCCAGAUAAAUCAGAAUCGGUCAUCGAUGAGAUGAGGACUUCUGAGAGCAGCUCAGAAAGAAAUAAAAUAGAAAUUCUCACAC